GUGAGAGCAACAUGUGUUUUCACUUGCAGAGCCUUUUUUUUCCACUAGAGAGGAAACCGAAGGGGCAGAUCCUGAGUGAGUCAUCACUGGUGCCCGCCGACAGACUGCUUCCACAGACUCAAAGUUGCUCGCAAAAAAGAGGGACUUCUCUCUCCUCAAAACAUUGAUAAAGUUGAUUUUAUGUUUUGGACUUUUCCUCAGAUGUUAUUGCACUGGAUGCUGAAAAUGGAUUACAAAGGCUGAUUCACAUGUUCUGCCUCAGGACACUGCUAGAGCCCUGACAUCGCUGUAAACCAACUCACAGCUCUUCAUUAUUAUUCUCAGUAAAGUCCCGACAUCCCAACAUGGCUGCAUAUGCCCUCGUCACAGAGAACUUUAAAUUUGCGUCCCUCUUCUUUAAGAGUAAAGAUGUGAUGAUCUUCAACGGUCUGAUCGCUCUGGGCACUGUGGCCAGCCAGACUGCAUACAAUGUUUUUGCCUUUGAGUGUCCGUGUUCCUCUGGGAGGAACUACCUCUACGGCCUGGCUGCCAUCGGUGUUCCAGCGCUGGCGUUUUUCCUCGUCGGAGUAAUGAUGAACAAGAACACCUGGGACCUGGUCUCUGAGUGUCGGCUCAGAAGGUGCCGGAAGCUGUCCAUCGCCGCGGCCUUCGCGCUACUGGGAACAGUCUUCGGUCGAGCUGUGGUGGCUCCGAUAACGUGGUCGGUCAUCUCUUUGCUGCAGGGCCAGGCGUACACGUGUGCAUUCAGUGAGUUUGUUAACUCCAGCACGCUACCGGGCUUCCCCCCGGAUCAGGGGUCAGAGGUAAUGGCGAAAUUCCCGUGUCCAGGAGGUGUUCCGACAGAGCUGCAAGUCUUCUGGCCUGAAAUUGAGCGACGAAUGAAAUACGAGUCUCAGCUGAUAGGCUGGCUGGUGGUGGCAGGAUUGUCUCUGAUGGUGUUCCUGAUGCUGUGUAUAAAGCGCUGCACCUCUCCACUUGGCUACCGGCAGGAGGAGUACUGGGACGACUACCGCCACAACGAAAAGACCCUCUUCCAACGCACGGCAGCUGUCCACGCCCGCAUCCUGGCCGCGGAGAAUGUUAAGACAUUCUUUGGCUUCGUGGCGCUAGAGAAGGAAGAGAAGGAGCAGCUGGCCGAGCAAGAGAGCGUGAGACCUAUCUGCAGCACUAACUGGAACAGAGUGACCGGCGUCUACCUCUACAGGGAGAAUAAUGGACUGCCUCUGUACAGCAGACUCAACAAAUGGUCCACGUACAGCCUGGAGAAUAACGAGGAGGCCAUGGAGAAAGAGAUGGACGUGCUGAUCAGCUGACAGUAUUCUUCUGGAAGGUGGUCCAGUGACCAUAAAGGUGUCAGUGUGCUUCAAUCACAGUCCAACCGCCUCCCUCCACUCCUUCCCUAUUUCAGAACUUUCUCAGACAAUUAGUUGCCUAAUGUUCUGAAACAGACAAUCUGACAAUCACGCACACUAUUUCUUUACCUUUAGGCGUAUUUGGACGAUACUUCAUAAGACCCAGUUUGUUUGAAACAUACUUUAGUUACAGCCCAGUCGCCAGAAUCUGCAAACCACAGACACGUUGAAUGUCGACGUUUUUGCAUUCGGGCAGAGCAAGUGACCCAGUACAACGAGCAACGCGCACAAAGUGAAGUACUGAGCGACCGUUAUUGAAAGUUAAUGUGGCUUAUUAUUGUUGAAUGCUCGAUUCUGAUUGGUCAAUCACGACGUUCUACGGUCUGUUAUUUCUUUAUAGCAGACCGUUGCUAUGGACGCAGUUCUGAUGUCGGACUCUGGAAGACCGUUUCUGUGUCAAAUUAUUGAUUUAUUAAGUAAGUAGCCAUGUGAUAAGCGGGAUAAUGUCCAGCUAGCGGGUCAUUGUUGUGAAAGAAACCCCUUCAGGGCGGCGGCGACGCGCAUUGAGUUCAGUCUUAUGCAUGCCAAGGGUAGAGUACGAGCAGGGAGGCAUCUGAUUGGUUCUUUCCAAGCGGACCGAAAGGCAGUGAUUGGUAGACGUUUUUACAGGAUUACAGCAGCUAUAGAUGACGGAUCUUUUCC
Messenger RNA from Sebastes umbrosus (honeycomb rockfish), 2054 nucleotides. Its product is annotated as calcium homeostasis modulator protein 2-like. The record is from RefSeq and is a predicted model, not a curated record. Gene Ontology annotation, molecular function: monoatomic cation channel activity. Lineage: Eukaryota; Metazoa; Chordata; Actinopteri; Perciformes; Sebastidae. The transcript has 3 exons. The coding region runs from base 345 to 1313 and encodes 322 amino acids.